AUUCAGUUAAUGAACGCGCUCGCGAUCGCACUCGCGUCCUAACUUCUCCCCUCCUCGCAUGCCAACAAUGCUUCGUAACGUGUUUACGUUUCUCCAAGCCUCCGUUUGAUCAUGUGUAUGUGUGCGUGUGGUGUGUCUGCGCGGGCGCUUAAUUCGCGCAUUGUAUCUAGCUAACUAACUGGCUGACUAGCCUCUGGGCCUGGCUGGGAAAAAAGACAGGAGAGAGACAACAACAAAAAUAUAAAGACAGUUAUGCCCUGCUGUGUCGCGUCAAUAACAAAAACAAGCUACAUAGCUGACGCCGUCUCGUUGUCGUCGACGUCGACGUCGGCAUCGACAUCGACAUCGUUGUCGUUGUUGUCGUCGUUUUCCUCUCUCUCUCAUCUGUCGAUCGUUGAUCGCUGUGUGUGUUUUGUCUUCUGUUUCGUUUUGUUAGUGUUUGUCGUGGUGUCGUUUAUUGUUGUUGCUGUGGCUGCUGCUGCUGGUGCUGUCGCUGGUGCUGAUGUUGCCGCCGCUUGCUGUUGUUGUUACGCGCUGUGACUGACUUAUUCAAUGAUUUAGUAAAAUAUUCAUAGCUCAUUCCAAAACUUGUUCUUGUGCCUUGUGCUGCAAAUACGACAAAAAAUAACGCGCUACAAAAUCCAAUUUCUAUGUAUCUAUCAAAUAGCAAAUAUAUAUAUUCAUAAAUAAGUAAUAAAUGCAUAUAUAUUCGUAAUGUUCUCUAUGUGUAGCAAUAGUUAACAAUUGUUUGUGUUGUGUUGUUUUUAUUUAUAUUCUGUGUACAUACAUAAAUAUUUCUUUAUUGUUAUUUGCUGCAAUUGAUUUGCAAGCCAGCUAUUAUUCAGUCAGUCGAGAUUGACUCUCGAUCAAUCAAUUAAAGUCUUUCAAACUAUCGGCUUGUGUCGCUUGCGUAUUCCGUCCAUAUCUCUCUCUGUUGCUCGUUCUGUUUGUGUUACUCGUGUGCAAUUCAAAUACACCGCCAAGCCACCCACCCGAAGAAAACAGUGUGUGGGGACCCUUAUUAUCAUAAACAAAACUAAAGGAAAACAUUUGUAUUUGCAAUAUUAUAUAUUAAACAUAUAUAUCACAAUGGAGGUGUGGCGCUUGCUAACGGUUGGCGCAUUUCUAGCAUUGGGAUUUGCAUGCUUCUAUGGCGUGGUGGAGUCGUGCAACGAAGUUGUCUGCGCCUCGAUAGUGUCCAAGUGCAUGUUGACGCAGAGUUGCAAAUGCGAGCUUAAGAACUGCUCCUGCUGCAAGGAGUGCCUCAAAUGCUUAGGCAUCAAGUACUAUGAGGAGUGCUGCAGUUGUGUGGAACUGUGUCCCAAGCCAAAUGAAACGCGGAAUGCGCUGUCCAAAAAAUCACACGUUGAGGAUUUUGAAGGCGUUCCAGAACUAUUCGAUGUGCUGGCCACUACAGAGGAUAGUGAAAGUGAAUACUGGGAUGUCUUCACAUUCCAAGUAGAUUGGUCUAGGGGUAAACCAAAACUGGAUAAAGAUGAGAAAUACUAUUUAAAAUAUAAUGACAAAAAUCUGGAAGAGGCUCAUGAGGAACGUGACAAUACGAAGACAGUCAAUUGUACGGUUAUAUAUUUAGAUCAGUGCGUAUCAUUAAAUAAAUGCCGUCAGUUCUGUCAAACAAUGGGUGCCAGCAGUUGUAGAUGGUUCCAUGAUAGCUGCUGUGAAUGUGUAGGCUCUACGUGCAUUAACUAUGGUGUUAAUGAGAGUCGUUGUCGACAAUGUCCAGAGACGAAGGAAUUGGGCGAUGAUUUUGAUGACGAAAUCGACGAGGAAAUGCAGGACUUUGGCGAUAGCAUGGGUCCAUUUGAUGGCUCAGUGAAUAGUAAUUAUUGAUAAUAACAGUGAACAAAUUUAAAG
Messenger RNA from Drosophila arizonae, 1875 nucleotides. It is a transcript of the gene cv, whose product is annotated as twisted gastrulation BMP signaling modulator crossveinless. The record is from RefSeq and is a predicted model, not a curated record. Gene Ontology annotation, biological process: regulation of BMP signaling pathway. NCBI's taxonomy places the organism in Eukaryota, Metazoa, Arthropoda, Insecta, Diptera, Drosophilidae.